AUGUGGUUUUUCAGGAGAAGGCUUCCUAAAAUUCCCAGAGCCCUCAUUUGGCUUAUUGUUUUAACACACUUUUGCAUCUUCAUUGCUAAUUUCAGCUCCUUGUUUGGCUUGUUGAAGACAAGAAUUCUUGGGCAACUGAACACUUUCCAACAUGCCCCAGAUUUGCUACGAGUGAACACCCAAGAGCAACAGGGUUUAAACUAUUCUGAUAACGGGAACUCAAGGAGCUUUUUCAAGGUGACUUUGGGGAGUGACAUCACAAGGCUUGAACAAGCUAUGGUUGAGAGGACACCAAGAUGGGAAGGAAAGGAGGAGCAGAAGAAAAUGAUGAAACCGGUUGCGAGGGUGGAGGAAGCCAAAGAGAAUCUGACUGUGAAACUAUCCCCACGGUUGGAGAGAAUCAAGAAGACAACAGUGAAAACAGUCGCUAGGGUACAGGGGAAUAAGGAGAAAACAACAACGAGACCAGCCCCAGAGGGGAAAGAAGCCAAGGAAAAGAGAGUAGUGACACCACUUUCCAGGGUGGAGGGAGCCAAGGAGAAGGCAGCAGUGAAACCAUCCUCUGGGGUGAAGGGAGCUCCUGAAAACAACAUAUCCAAAGACCAAACAAAGCCAAAAUUGCCUCCUGCAUCAGUGAAAACUGUAAAACCUGUUCCAAAGGCUGCUGCAAUGACAGAAAAGAAGAAACUGAGGGCUGCUGACUUCAAGUCUGAGCCGCGGUGGGAUUUUGAGGACAAGUACCUGCUGGACAAGUCAUCUCCACCAUCGACCUGCUCUGAAUCAGUGAAAGCCAAAGCUGCCAAGUCUGACUGGCUGCGAGAUCUUUUCCUGCCCAACAUCAUGCUCUUCACAGACAAGAGAUACUUCAAUGAUAGCGAGUGGAACCGCCUGGAACAUUUUGCACCUCCGUAUGGCUUCAUGGAGCUGAAUCGUUCACUGGUGGAGGAGGUCAUGUCCCUGCUGCCCCCGAAUCCUCACCAGCAGCUGCUCUUGGCCAACAGCAACAGCAGCACGCCGACAUGCGUCAGCUGUGCUGUUGUGGGGAAUGGAGGAAUAUUGAAUAACUCUGGGAUGGGCCAGGAGAUUGACUCCCAUGACUACGUCUUCCGGGUGAGCGGAGCUGUAAUCAAAGGUUAUGAAAAAGAUGUGGGAACAAAAACCUCCUUUUAUGGAUUCACAGCCUACUCCCUAGUGUCCUCUCUCCAGAUCUUGGGGCACAGAGGGUUCAGCAACAUCCCACGGGGAAAACAUGUCAGGUACAUUCACUUCCUGGAGGGAGCUAGAGACUAUGAGUGGAUGGAGGCUCUUCUGCUGAACAAGAACAUCAGCAAAGGAUUCUUGAGCGACUACGGGCAUAGGCCCCGGGAGAGAUUUGAUCAAGAUUUCACAAUGGAGAAAUACCUGGUGGUUCACCCUGAUUUCCUCAGAUACAUGAAAAACAGGUUUUUAAAAUCUAAAACUCUGGAAAAGCCCUACUGGCGGCUGUACAGACCCACAACAGGGGCCUUCCUGCUGCUGACAGCCCUCCACCUCUGUGACCGGGUGAGCGCCUAUGGCUACAUCACGGAGGGUCAUGAGAAGUACUCAGAUCACUACUAUGACAAGGACUGGAAACGUCUGAUUUUCUACACUAACCAUGACUUCGACCUGGAGAAGCAGGUGUGGAAAAAGCUUCAUGAUGAGAACAUCAUGAAGCUUUACCAGAGAUCCUGA
Molecule: messenger RNA, 1713 nt
Organism: Balearica regulorum gibbericeps (East African grey crowned-crane)
Lineage: Eukaryota; Metazoa; Chordata; Aves; Gruiformes; Gruidae
Gene: ST6GALNAC1
Product: ST6 N-acetylgalactosaminide alpha-2,6-sialyltransferase 1
Biological process (GO): oligosaccharide biosynthetic process
Molecular function (GO): alpha-N-acetylgalactosaminide alpha-2,6-sialyltransferase activity
Source: RefSeq, a predicted model, not a curated record